Messenger RNA from Amphibalanus amphitrite, 3287 nucleotides. RefSeq names its product CAAX prenyl protease 2-like. NCBI's taxonomy places the organism in Eukaryota, Metazoa, Arthropoda, Thecostraca, Balanomorpha, Balanidae. The transcript is spliced from 3 exons. Gene Ontology annotation, molecular function: metalloendopeptidase activity. The record is from RefSeq and is a predicted model, not a curated record. Gene Ontology annotation, cellular component: endoplasmic reticulum membrane. Gene Ontology annotation, biological process: CAAX-box protein processing. The coding region runs from base 369 to 1376 and encodes 335 amino acids.
GAAGCGAUGACAGCGGCGGCGUGGAUUCACCUUUGAACCCUGGACUCCGUCCCGGCUGACUCACUGGGUCGGCAGUGUUUUUAGGCCGCUCGCCCGGCCGGCCGACCGGACGAUACAGUUUGUCCACUGCCCCACGCGUUUGUUCACGAUCCGGCCAACUGGUCUGACCGAGAUCGAUGACGUAACGUGCCCGGAGAUAGGGACAAAAAAGUCACAGCGACCAGGUGAUUGGAGGGCGAUGUUCACCGUGGGACGGAGAUCGAUUCAGUUGGCAGCAGGUCGUUCAUGCUAGUUAUUGCGAUCCCGCGCACACACGGGUGGUUAGUAAUAGUUUUUGUAUUGCAGUAUUUGCAUGUGGUGUCGUCGUGAUGGGUUUAGCCCAGAGUGGGUUUCCGCGCAGCAGAGCCGUCGCCGCCGCUGCCGCUGCCGCUGCUGCCAUGGAGGACCCCGUCGCCGGUGAAUGCUCGGGCGACCUGUGCCCAGCCAGUGCCGCCGCUGCCGCUGCCGGUGCCGCUGAGGUGCCGUGUGUGAGUGCCGUGCUGCUCUGCUGCUCCCUGGGCCUGCUCUACGUGGGCAGCCUGUACGUGUGGCGGUCGGGCUUCUCGCGCGACCACCCUGCUACCAUCCGCCGGCGGUUCGUCAGCGUGCUGCUGGUGUCUCUGGUGUCGCCGCUGUUCCCGCACCUGUACCUGCAGUACGGCCCCGGGCGCGCCAGUCCGCUGGCCGACCACUCCAUCUGGCAGGUGAUGGGUCUGAGGCUGAGCGGCCUCCUGCCCGCCCUGCUGCUGCCCUACCUGCUCACCGCCGUGCUGUUCCUCGGGCCGCUGGUACAGCAGUAUCACGUGGGACACUGGAACAUCUACCUGGAGCCCAUGUACUGGUGGCAGAGCCUCCGCAACCUGGUCUGGGUGAGGAACCACAUCGUGGCGCCAUUCUCCGAGGAGUUCACGUUCCGGGCGUGUAUGGUGCCGAUGCUGGCCACGUGUAUGUCGCCACAGCAGCUGUACUUUUGCGCGCCGCUGUUCUUCGGUAUCGCGCACCUGCAUCAUCUGAUGGAGCGACUCAGUCAACGGCAGGGGGUGCUGAACGCCCUGGCCGCCAGCCUGUUCCAGUUCGCCUACACCACCGUGUUCGGCGUCUACUCGGCGUACCUGUUUGUGCGGACGGGCCACAUGACUGCGCCGUUCAUGGCCCACGCCUUCUGUAACCACAUGGGCUUCCCGGACGUGACCGGUCUGCUCGCCGAGCCCGAGCCGCGGCGUGCCAAGCUGGUGCUCGCCUACGUCACUGGACUGGUGGUGUGGUACCUACUGCUGGGGGCUCUCACAACGCCUGCAGUGUAUGGGAAUACGGUCUACUAUAGCGCGGCGGUGUGACGACCGGGGAUGGUGUGUGGUAGCGCCGAGCGGCGUCGCUGCUGUGUUAAGGGUGGUGGCAGGAUAUGUGUGGUUGAAUAAGGACAGACGUCAGCAAGGCUGUCUGGAGGGUAAAAGGAUGGUGGCAGUGAUGGGACCUGCCAAGGUUGGAGGAUUUAGGCAGAUAACAGUGAUAGCUGUGUGUCUGGAAAAUGCGGUUACGUGCCUGAACGCUUGGUGAAGACUGGGGUGCCUGUCGUUGACUGCGCACUGCCGCUUUCCGCCCGACCGCUGCCUUCAUACUCCCUGGUGUUUAGACGGACAGGCCUUACACAGACUCCGAGGCUGGAGUCGGCACAAACCAGGGGCCGCGCACGUCGUAUGUUUUACAGCGGAGGCCGGUAUGUGCUGGUUUACAGUGACAGUGAAGAAAAUGGAGAGGUCGGAUGAGGUUCAAAUGAAGAGUGGAGCCUGCUCACGUCGUGGUGGACAAAUGCAAAGCUAUAUCAUUGUAUCAGCCGAUGAUACGAAAGGCAGUGAGGGACAGGUGUCUUAGGAUCUACCCCUGGAAUUUCGGCUAACGAAUGGAAAGAGAACGCUGGUGUUGGCCGGGUUAGUACAGCGUUUUCAUCAGUUACGCUUUUUUUUUAGGUGUUUUUGGUUCUUACUGCUGCAUUGUGAGCCCGUUUUUGGCUGUCCCACUAGUCUUAUUUGUUUACUAGAUGCCCGGUUCUGUUCUUCAAGCGGGAAGUUUUGGAGGUUUGUGCUGUGGGGUUGUGCCAUAACACACUGACGUGUCUCGAGCUGUUGUGAUGUGAUUUGCGCUCUAACGCUGGAGAAAGUAGGACAUAGGCGCCUGUGUUGCUGUGAGCUGAGCUAAUGGAGGGUACUAUGCGGCAUGCGCACCUGUGAUCAGUUCUGCCACUGCGACGGCCGACGGACGCGGGCACCGUAUGGCUGUCUCUAGGACCGGCCGAGUCGGGCUCGUGCUGCCGAACAGUGGAGACAGAACGGGCUGAGGAAACACACAAGACCGUUCAUGUUACGUUCGUGUGUUUGAUUCGUUCAGUCAAGUUAACAUUGGGCUGGAUUGAGUAGCUUCGAUUGUCACUAGUCGGGAUGUCGCGCAAAGCUUGGCUGUCGCGUGUGCAAUGAGCGAUGCAACACUCGAUGAGAAGAGAGGGCCCGCCGGGCGGUGCCUCUGAAAAUGUGCGAACGGUUAGGAUAAAAUUGGAUCGGCAAGAGGAGCCUGCUGGAGCUGAAGUUCACCGGCUACCAGUGGCUGAGCCGUCUAGUGCCUACGACUGGGGCCGUGACUUAGCGUCUGGAAGCUGAACGCUGGAACCGAUAUCGUCGAUCCUUGACCUUCCUGUCGUGAUGUGGUGGUUGUUCUCUGCUGGGUGGUGUUACUCACGGCACAAUAUGGCAUGACAGACGCACAGUAUUGGUCAUUGGUGGUGUAACUGGCUCCUGUAGCAGCUGCCUUCUCACCAUUGUGUUGUGCCGCGCGGGUUACGGGGGACGGGGUGCACCGCUGGAUGUGGUGAGAGCGAUAACAUAACGUGUGUCGAAUAGAUCAGCCGCAUACUCCGUGUGAUGCUUUUGGGGGACCGAAAAUAAUGCAUUAGGUGUUGUCAGGUUGUCAUUGUGGAUUGUAUUGGUCUGGCUACCUAAAGAGCGUUAGGGCGCACACUCAGAAUCCGAGAAACCGUGAACCGCUUCACUUUCGUACAAAGAGUCCAAUUCUUCCAUUAAAACAGCGUAACAUCUAAUUUUUCAGCUACCUCUUGGAGCGGGUCCCCCUGCUGAGCUCUAACCGAUCUCUGCCGUCUGCUGUGCAUUGAGCCGGACUGUUGUCUGUAUGUGCUGGGUCCGUGUGGAACGCCACCGGGCUCAGGCAGUGACAAAUACAACUAACGCCGAUAUUUCUCA